Messenger RNA from Oncorhynchus mykiss (rainbow trout), 1953 nucleotides. The record is from RefSeq and is a predicted model, not a curated record. Lineage: Eukaryota; Metazoa; Chordata; Actinopteri; Salmoniformes; Salmonidae.
ACCUCCUGUGGUACAUACCUCCUCCAACCAAAGGUAUUUUAAAUACAGGACACACACAAAGCCGUAGCAGCUAAUAGGAUGGAGUCGGGGUGGGUAUUGUGUGCUGUUGUAUUUGCGUUGACCUGCAUGGGAAAAGGUGGCCAUUCACAGGCAAAUGUGUGUGGCAUUGCUUCUCUCAACACAAAGAUUGUCGGGGGUCAGGCUGCAGUUGCAGGUAGCUGGCCAUGGCAGGCCAGUCUGCACCGCUCCAACCGCCAUUUUUGUGGAGGCUCCCUUAUCAACAAAGAGUGGGUGCUGACUGCCGCUCACUGCUUCCCCAGCACCAGCACAUCCGGCCUGCUUGUCUACCUGGGCCGGCAGAAUCAGCAAAGCAUAAACUCCAACGAGGUAUCCCAAACGGUCUCUCAGAUCACCCGCCACCUGAACUACAACAGUGCAACCAGCGACAAUGACAUAUGUUUGCUGAAGCUCUCAUCACCUGUCACCUUCACUGACUACAUCCAGCCGGUCUGCCUGGCAGCAGUGGGCAGCACCUACUACACUGACACUACUAGCUGGGUCACCGGAUGGGGCGAUAUCAAUAGUGGUGUGCCCCUUCCCUCACCCGGGACCCUACAGGAGGUGACUGUGCCGGUAGUGGGGAACAGGAAGUGUAACUGUCUCUAUACUGGAUUUAGUUCAAUCACAAACAACAUGAUCUGUGCUGGUCUACUGAGUGGAGGAAAGGAUUCCUGUCAGGGAGACUCCGGGGGGCCAAUUGUGAGCAAACAGGGUCUGGUCUGGAUCCAGUCUGGGGUUGUUAGUUUCGGAAAAGGCUGUGCCGAAGCAAAUUUCCCAGGAGUGUACACCAGAGUGUCCCAGUACCAGACCUGGAUCAACAGCCAGAUCAGCACUGACAUGCCAGGCUUUGUCACCUUCUCCUCCAGUGGGACUGACUCUGAUCUCAAUGUCACCUGUAAUGCACUGUCCAGUGGGGCCACACUCUUCUCCUUUUCUCAUCUUUCUCUAUCUCUUCCAAUAGAGGACACACUACAAGAGAAGAGGACCAAAGUGCAGCAUGGUGGCCAUUCACAGGCAAAUGUGUGUGGCAUUGCUUCUCUCAACACAAAGAUUGUCGGGGGUCAGGCUGCAGUUGCAGGUAGCUGGCCAUGGCAGGCCAGUCUGCACCGCUCCAACCGCCAUUUUUGUGGAGGCUCCCUUAUCAACAAAGAGUGGGUGCUGACUGCCGCUCACUGCUUCCCCAGCACCAGCACAUCCGGCCUGCUUGUCUACCUGGGCCGGCAGAAUCAGCAAAGCAUAAACUCCAACGAGGUAUCCCAAACGGUCUCUCAGAUCACCCGCCACCUGAACUACAACAGUGCAACCAGCGACAAUGACAUAUGUUUGCUGAAGCUCUCAUCACCUGUCACCUUCACUGACUACAUCCAGCCGGUCUGCCUGGCAGCAGUGGGCAGCACCUACUACACUGACACUACUAGCUGGGUCACCGGAUGGGGCGAUAUCAAUAGUGGUGUGCCCCUUCCCUCACCCGGGACCCUACAGGAGGUGACUGUGCCGGUAGUGGGGAACAGGAAGUGUAACUGUCUCUAUACUGGAUUUAGUUCAAUCACAAACAACAUGAUCUGUGCUGGUCUACUGAGUGGAGGAAAGGAUUCUUGUCAGGGAGACUCCGGGGGGCCAAUUGUGAGCAAACAGGGUCUGGUCUGGAUCCAGUCUGGGGUUGUUAGUUUUGGAAAAGGCUGUGCCGAAGCAAAUUUCCCAGGAGUGUACACCAGAGUGUCCCAGUACCAGACCUGGAUCAACAGCCAGAUCAGCACUGACAUGCCAGGCUUUGUCACCUUCUCCUCCAGUGGGACUGACUCUGAUCUCAAUGUCACCUGUAAUGCACUGUCCAGUGGGGCCACACUCUUCUCCCUCUCUCCUUUUCUCGUCUUUCUCUAUCUCUUCCAAUAG